GCUGCUAUUGGCUGUUUGGCGAGCUCACGAGAAUCAAUUCUCUCAUACAGGUUUGCAUGAGCGAAAGAGCUUUAUUGUUUCCCUCCGCCUCAAAUUCAGCAGGGUUACUGGACAUUUAAGCGGUGCUAUGGCUGGAGGAAAAGCUGGAAAAGACAGUGGGAAAGCCAAGGCAAAGGCAGUAUCCCGUUCCCAAAGAGCUGGACUUCAGUUCCCAGUGGGACGUAUCCAUAGGCACUUGAAGACACGCACAACAAGCCAUGGACGUGUUGGAGCCACAGCAGCUGUGUACAGCGCUGCCAUCCUGGAGUACCUGACUGCUGAGGUGCUGGAGUUGGCUGGCAAUGCUUCCAAGGACUUGAAGGUGAAGCGUAUCACGCCUCGCCACUUGCAGCUUGCCAUCAGAGGGGACGAGGAGCUCGACUCGCUCAUCAAAGCCACCAUCGCUGGAGGCGGUGUGAUUCCACACAUCCACAAAUCCCUGAUUGGGAAGAAGGGACAACAGAAGACUGCAUAAAGGACACUGAUGUUACCUGUGUAUGUAUAGAAGAGGGCAUAGAGGACAGUGAUAUUACGUGUGUGUGUGUUUGUAUAGAGGACGGCAAUCAGCAUGACAUUCUGUUUCUGAUUAUUUUGUAAUUGUAGUUAAACCUAAAGCGGCCUAUACGUGAAUUAACUUUAGUCCGACAACUUAAAAGCCUUUUUUCCAAUUUGAGUUUUUCAUCGAUGUUUGCUUUUAGUCCAGGACUAUGCUUGAUACACAUAUGGGGAUACUGCCCUGAGUUGGUCAGGUAGACUUGAUUUUUUUAAUUAUUAUUUUAUUUUUCCUGUACUUUUUUGAUGUUUUGGUUAAAGGAAAAAAAAAAUGAACUUGACUUCUAUAUCCUCUCAGAUUGUUUACCGAAUGCAAACCAGAUAAUUUGUCAAGGAUCACUUUCAUAGACAUUGGCUGUCAUUCCUUAAAAAAAAAACUGUUUUAUACAUAAAAUGUUUUAAAUGUCUUUUUAAAAAAACUGUCUUGGUGUGUUUUUUUUAAUAAUAUGUUGUCCUAUCUAUUGAUCAUAUGUGAUUAAAUGGGUUGAAUGAAAGAAG
Messenger RNA from Sardina pilchardus (European sardine), 1089 nucleotides. Its product is annotated as histone H2A.V. NCBI's taxonomy places the organism in Eukaryota, Metazoa, Chordata, Actinopteri, Clupeiformes, Clupeidae. Gene Ontology annotation, biological process: heterochromatin formation. Gene Ontology annotation, molecular function: protein heterodimerization activity; DNA binding; structural constituent of chromatin. The record is from RefSeq and is a predicted model, not a curated record. Bases 128 to 514 code for a protein of 128 amino acids. Gene Ontology annotation, cellular component: nucleosome; chromatin. The transcript is spliced from 5 exons.